GACAUGGGGCACUCACGUGUUGGGAAUGGCAGCUAUAAUAAUGCCAAUUUCAGUGGCCCUCUCAUCGUUUGGCGCUGGCAAUGGAUCGUGUUUUACGAGUGGGAGGUUGGCGUUUGUGGCGGCACGAGAGGGACAUUUAAUAGACGUGCUGUCAUUCGUCGAUUACGAGCGAUUCACUCCAUCCCCGGCUCUCAUAUUCAAUGCAUUCCUUUCAAGUAAAUGUGAAAUGAAUUGA
Oppiella nova is the source of this 235-nucleotide messenger RNA. The record is from the annotation of a GenBank genome assembly. Lineage: Eukaryota; Metazoa; Arthropoda; Arachnida; Sarcoptiformes; Oppiidae.